AAUAUAUCAAUUAGUAUUUGAAAUAGCAAGAGAAAUAAAGAUGAGUAAUAAAAUAUUUUCAUCAUUAUUAGUCCUUGGACUAUUAUACUACAGUGUAUAUGGACAAGUUUCAUCUACAUCUGACAGCAGUGAAGACAGUAGUGACAGCGGCGACAGUAGUGACAGUGGCGACAGUAGUAGCAACAGUGAUAGCAACAGCAGUGACAGUGACGAAAAUUUCAACAUAGACUUCGAUAUUCCUGAUUACUAUCCUUGUGGCAAUCAUUCUGAUGUAGACUGCGUUCGAAGAUACUUCACCUUUAGCUCUCCAUGCAGGCCAGUCUUCUACCGAGACGUUCCAGUGGUCGUCAGAAGGAGACAGCCGGUCUACUUGCCUAAAAUUAACCUUACAGUUGUCACCUACUUUGGCCAAAUCCAUUACGAGGGUGUCAGUGUUGAAACAUUCUAUGAAAGCCCAAAAUCAAGGGUUCUCGUGCUGACCCUCUCAUUUACAAAAAUUAACAUUACUACUGCCAUCGGAGAGUUUAUCAUCAGCAGAAGAGGCGCAGUACCCAUUACGAUAGUCGACUCCGUCUCUGCUAGUUAUUCUGACGUUUCCCUGACUGCUGUGAUCCCCAAGAACCCCCGCAUCAACUUGAGGGCUGCUUCAGUGUUUGCCUACAUAUCAGAUCCUGAACCGGUCUUCGAGCUAGGACCCUUAUUCUCUAACAGUUCAGAUGAACUCGUCGCGCAAACGUACCAAGCCCUGAUCGAAGAUAAGGCGACUGCAGUUCAAGAAAUCUACCUUACCGACGCCUACAGUUAUUUCUUUGGCUACUUCAAUAAUAUUAUUUGCAAUUCCGGCGUUCCGUACUCAGAGUAACAAAAUAUGAUAAGGCGUUGACGCUAUUGAAGUAAUUAUUAAGUUUUUCAUUUUUUUUUCUACUAAGAUUGAAAUUAAUUUAGAUAAAAGUACCUACUGCUGUGAAUAUACUUAAUUAGUAACAAACAUUAAUG
This is a messenger RNA of Ostrinia furnacalis (Asian corn borer), 996 nucleotides long. RefSeq lists its product as uncharacterized. The transcript has 5 exons. Lineage: Eukaryota; Metazoa; Arthropoda; Insecta; Lepidoptera; Crambidae. The coding region runs from base 41 to 862 and encodes 273 amino acids. The record is from RefSeq and is a predicted model, not a curated record.